Molecule: messenger RNA, 1780 nt
Organism: Amyelois transitella
Lineage: Eukaryota; Metazoa; Arthropoda; Insecta; Lepidoptera; Pyralidae
Product: cyclin-dependent kinase inhibitor 1
Exons: 3
Coding region: 131-712 (193 amino acids)
Biological process (GO): regulation of cell cycle
Cellular component (GO): nucleus
Molecular function (GO): cyclin-dependent protein serine/threonine kinase inhibitor activity
Source: RefSeq, a predicted model, not a curated record
GCCCGCGCUCGCGCCAUAGCGUCAUUGUCAUAUCUUGAAAAUUAGUACUACGGUGCAGUGAACCCCGUUGAAAAAUACUUAUUUUUCCUCAAAUAACAAUAAAACUUCCUCAGGUGGAGGAGCGUCGCGGAUGCUUAUUGGUGAAGUGCGUCGUAUAGUGCGCUUGGACUUAGAAGACAUGUCUACAUUGAGUGUGAGAGCCCCUGGCUUGACGGCCACAACCAUCCUGGACGCCAAGUCGCUACGUAUCCGUGGCCUGACGACGCUAGACGGCGUACGAAGGAACCUAUUUGGGUGUACAGAUAGAGAAGAAAACAGGAGGUUCGCUGAGCGAGAAUUGAAAAGGCAGUCCGAGCUGGAUAGUGAGAGAUGGGGCUUCGAUUUUGCAAAUGAGCAGCCACUACCGGGCCAACAGAGAUUUGCUUGGCAAUUGGUGCCGGCUACCAGCGUUCCAGCGGCUUUGAGACGGGCGUCGAUGACCAUCACCACACCAAACCCGAGUACGACGCCACAAGAGACCAAAAUGUCCAGUCCUGAACCUACCAAAACUCAAAAGAGAAUGACAGAUUUCCUGAAGCCACGCAAGCGGUUAUCGACCAGCGGGAAGAAGUCGCCGGCCCACUCGCACAAGCACGAGUGCGGCCACGGGGCCCACAUCCGCCCCCCGAAGGUGGCCCGGCUGAGCCAGGCCCACUUCAAGAGGUCUAGCUAGACCCUUCCACAGAAGACCCGACUAACUGCAGCUGAACCACGGUUGCCAGGGUUCAUGUAAAAUAUCUUAAUUUAUUUAAAUGUUUUUACUCUGUGAAAACGGAUUUAUUUUGUUAAGUAAUUUGUAAGAUGGUUUCAGGCCUUCGGCUCGAGGCUUUGGCCAGAGUCGCCUGGUCGCGAUGUGUGACAGUCGAAAUAAUUUGCAGAUUAUGACAUAAAUUUUGGAUCUUAUGGUACUAGUACAGUGAUUGUAAAUAAGUUUUGUGUGUUCUUCAGUGGAACAAUUCUAAAAACUGUCAAAUCAAGUCGAUCAAAUCAGUUCAAUAAUAUAAAAUUAAAAUUGGAAUUCAGAUAAUGUUUUAUUGUUUUGUAAUGAUUUCCUUGGAAUUUUUCUUCAUAGAAUUAUUAACAGCUUAGGCACUUUGAAAGUGUGACUUUUUAGAAAGGUUAUAAACACCUUCAUGCAACUGUUUAGUUACAAAUAAUUUCUGCGCAAAGUAAUUUAACGCAUCACAUAAACUUUGUAACCAGAGGCGCCAUUGUCGUGUCUGAAACUGCAAUAUUUAUAAUAUAUUACGACAUAAAUUUUAAGUUAUUAUGAUCUCCUUUCGUAUGUAAAUUAAGUUAUAUUAGACUUAGUGUAGAAGUAGUUACUUUGAAAAUGUUUAAGGUUUUAUCCGUGUUCUAAUAGCAGAAGGUACACAAAAAGAAAUGCCUUGAAAAUGUACUAAUUCUCGGCUGAAAUUAAAUUUUAGUUGAGUCGCCAGUGCUUUUUUGACGCGUUUCAACAGAUUCAAAGGAUAUUGAAUUUCUUUUGUCCCUUCCACUUUUUACAGCGAAAGGGACUUAAUAAACAGUUCCUUCUACACAAAAACUUAGUAUAAUGUAAGUAAAAUACAAAUACUCAAUCAUGAGCGAUUCCGUCAAACAACGGGUCAAUUUGCCAAUAUUAUUUCAUUAAGUACAAUUUUCAACAAGUCUUGAGUAUUUGUGUUUGAUUGAUCCUAAAACUCUUAGCAUAUUUGUUUUGUUGUUGUAUUUUAAUGGAUUAUAUCUCUAUGAAUAUUGA